Empidonax traillii (willow flycatcher) is the source of this 5579-nucleotide messenger RNA. RefSeq names its product stromal antigen 2 (gene STAG2). Gene Ontology annotation, molecular function: chromatin binding. Gene Ontology annotation, cellular component: nucleus; cohesin complex; chromatin. The record is from RefSeq and is a predicted model, not a curated record. The transcript has 34 exons. Gene Ontology annotation, biological process: sister chromatid cohesion. NCBI's taxonomy places the organism in Eukaryota, Metazoa, Chordata, Aves, Passeriformes, Tyrannidae. The coding region runs from base 88 to 3672 and encodes 1194 amino acids.
GGCAAAACCUGUAAAAAAGGAAAAAAAGGACCUGCAGAGAAGGGGAAAAGUGGAAACGGAGGAGGGAAACCUGGUGGUCCAAAUCGGAUGAAUGGACAUCACCAACAGAAUGGUGUGGAAAACAUGAUGCUGUUUGAGGUAGUGAAAAUGGGCAAGAGUGCUAUGCAGUCUGUAGUGGAUGACUGGAUAGAGUCGUAUAAACAUGACAGAGAUAUAGCACUUCUUGAUCUCAUUAACUUCUUUAUUCAGUGUUCAGGCUGCAAAGGGGUUGUUACAGCAGAGAUGUUCCGACAUAUGCAGAAUUCUGAAAUAAUCCGAAAAAUGACUGAAGAAUUUGAUGAGGAUAAUGGAGAUUACCCACUGACUAUGGCUGGCCCCCAGUGGAAGAAGUUCAAAUCCAGUUUUUGUGAGUUCAUUGGAGUACUCGUCCGGCAGUGUCAGUACAGCAUCAUAUAUGAUGAGUAUAUGAUGGAUACUGUCAUUUCACUGCUCACGGGGCUGUCAGACUCACAAGUCAGAGCAUUUCGGCACACCAGCACACUGGCAGCCAUGAAGCUGAUGACUGCUUUAGUGAAUGUGGCAUUAAAUCUUAGUAUUAACAUGGACAACACCCAGCGGCAGUAUGAAGCAGAACGAAAUAAAAUCAUUGGGAAACGAGCUAAUGAUAGGCUGGAACUCUUACUCCAGAAAAGAAAGGAGCUUCAAGAAAAUCAGGAUGAAAUAGAAAACAUGAUGAAUGCAAUAUUUAAAGGUGUUUUUGUGCAUAGAUACCGAGAUGCAAUUGCUGAAAUCAGAGCCAUCUGCAUUGAAGAGAUUGGGAUAUGGAUGAAGAUGUACAGUGAUGCCUUUCUCAAUGACAGCUACUUAAAAUAUGUGGGGUGGACUAUGCAUGAUAAGCAAGGAGAAGUAAGACUCAAAUGCCUAACUGCUUUGCAAGGGCUUUACUAUAAUAAAGAGCUUAAUUCCAAAUUGGAACUCUUCACCAGUCGGUUCAAGGAUAGAAUUGUGUCUAUGACUCUUGACAAAGAAUAUGAUGUUGCAGUCCAAGCAAUAAAAUUACUCACUCUUGUUUUACAGAGUAGUGAAGAAGUUCUGACUGCAGAAGACUGUGAAAAUGUCUACCACCUGGUUUAUUCAGCUCACCGGCCAGUGGCAGUUGCUGCAGGGGAAUUCCUUUACAAAAAGCUUUUCAGCCGCAGAGAUGCUGAAGAUGAUGGAAUACUUAAAAGGAGAGGAAGACAAAGUCCAAAUGCUAAUCUUGUGAAGACGUUAGUGUUUUUCUUUUUGGAAAGCGAACUGCAUGAACAUGCUGCUUAUCUCGUGGACAGCAUGUGGGACUGUGCAACAGACCUCUUGAAGGACUGGGAAUGUAUGAAUAGUCUUCUGCUGGAGGAGCCUCUCAAUGGAGAAGAACCUUUAACGGAUAGACAGGAAAGUGCACUGAUCGAAAUCAUGCUUUGUACCAUUCGGCAAGCGGCUGAAUGUCAUCCUCCUGUGGGAAGAGGAACAGGAAAAAGGGUGCUGACAGCAAAGGAAAAGAAAACCCAGCUGGAUGACAGGACAAAAAUUACUGAACUUUUUGCAGUGGCACUUCCUCAGUUGCUAGCAAAGUAUUCUGUAGAUGCAGAAAAAGUCACCAACUUACUGCAGCUGCCACAGUACUUUGAUUUGGAAAUUUAUACAACAGGACGAUUAGAAAAGCAUUUGGAUGCCUUACUGCGACAAAUCCGGGAUAUUGUGGAGAAACACACAGAUAUAGAUGUUUUGGAAGCCUGUUCCAAAACCUACCACGCUCUCUGUAAUGAAGAGUUCACCAUCUUUAACAGGGUUGACAUUGCAAGAAGUCAGUUAAUAGAUGAGUUGGCAGACAAGUUUAAUCGACUUCUGGAGGACUUCCUGCAAGAGGGGGAGGAACCUGAUGAAGAUGAUGCAUAUCAAGUCUUAUCAACACUGAAGAGAAUCACUGCUUUUCACAAUGCUCAUGACCUAUCAAGAUGGGACUUGUUUGGCUGCAACUACAAGUUAUUGAAAACUGGCAUUGAAAAUGGAGACAUGCCAGAACAGAUUGUUAUUCAUGCACUGCAGUGUACUCAUUAUGUAAUCCUUUGGCAGCUAGCAAAAGUUACUGAAAGCAGUUCCACAAAGGAGGAUCUUCUACGUCUGAAGAAGCAGAUGAGAGUGUUCUGUCAAAUCUGCCAACACUACCUGACCAAUGUAAACACUGCUGUUAAGGAACAGGCUUUCACAAUUCUUUGUGAUGUGUUGAUGAUCUUCAGUCAUCAGAUUAUGACAGGAGGACGUGACAUGUUGGAGCCACUUGUUUACACUCCUGAUUCUUCAUUGCAGUCUGAACUACUCAGUUUUAUUUUAGAUCAUGUCUUCAUUGAUCAGGAUGAUGAUAAUAAUAGUGCAGAUGGCCAGCAGGAUGAUGAAGCAAGCAAAAUUGAAGCAUUGCACAAAAGAAGAAAUCUCCUUGCAGCUUUCUGUAAGCUCAUUGUAUAUACCGUGGUGGAAAUGAACACAGCUGCAGACAUUUUCAAGCAAUAUAUGAAGUAUUACAACGACUAUGGUGAUAUUAUUAAAGAAACCAUGAGUAAAACAAGACAGAUAGACAAAAUCCAGUGUGCUAAGACACUUAUUCUUAGUUUGCAGCAGCUUUUCAAUGAAAUGAUUCAAGAAAAUGGUUACAAUUUUGACAGAUCUUCACCAACAUUCAGUGGCAUAAAGGAACUUGCUCGACGUUUUGCUUUAACGUUUGGAUUGGAUCAGUUGAAAACAAGAGAAGCUAUUGCCAUGUUACACAAGGAUGGCAUAGAAUUUGCUUUUAAGGAGCCUAAUCCACAAGGUGAGAGCCACCCACCAUUAAAUUUGGCAUUUCUUGAUAUCCUGAGUGAGUUCUCCUCCAAACUUCUCAGACAAGACAAAAGAACAGUGUAUGUUUACUUGGAGAAGUUCAUGACCUUUCAGAUGUCUCUACGAAGAGAAGAUGUGUGGCUUCCUCUCAUGUCCUACAGAAACUCUUUACUAGCUGGUGGGGAUGAUGACACUAUGUCAGUGAUUAGUGGUAUUAGUAGUCGAGGAUCUACAGUAAGAAAUAAGAAGACAAAACCAGCAACAGGCAAGCGGAAAGUACCUGAAGCUGAAGAAAGCAGCAGUAGUGACAGUAUGUGGCUGAACAGGGAGCAGUCGAUGCACACACCAGUCAUGAUGCAGACGCCUCAGCUGACUUCCACAAUAAUGAGGGAGCCCAAGAGAUUGCGACCCGACGAGAAUUACAUGGGUGUCUAUCCUAUGCAGCCUGAGCACCACCAAGCUCCCCUUGAUUACAACACGCAAGUAACGUGGAUGUUGGCUCAAAGGCAACAGGAAGAAGCCGCGCGACAACAGCAGGAGAGGGCAGCGAUGAACUACGUCAAGCUGAGAAGCAACUUGCAACACGCCAUUCGACGUGGCACGAGUCUAAUGGAAGAUGAUGAGGAGCCAAUUGUUGAAGAUGUGAUGAUGUCAUCAGAAGGGAGGAUUGAAGAUCUUAAUGAAGGCAUGGAUUUCGACACCAUGGACAUAGACCUACCACCAUCAAAGAACAGGAGAGAAAGAACGGAACUAAAACCAGAUUUCUUUGACCCCGCUUCAAUCAUGGAUGAAUCGGUUCUUGGGGUGUCAAUGUUUUAAUACCAGAACAGCAAAUAAAUCAGUGGUGAAGUCAUUUUCUAAGUGGAAGAGGAAGUUUUUCAAUACAAAAUUGUGGUAGAUACAGUGAAAUUCUGAACAGAUUUUUCUCUAAGGAGAAUGACAUGCUUUCAAGAUCAAGUGCAUUGAAGGGGCAGUUUUGUUUGCCUGAAAACAAAAAUAAAAAAGAAAUGUAAAGGACAAGUAAACAAUUUGAGGAUAAGCUACACUUUUUGUUGGGAAAAAAAAUCAAUAUUUUAUUUAUGUGCUAUCAGUUUAUUUCCGGAUCAUAAGAAGUAUUCCCUCUGAGUUUUAAUCUAACAGUCUGAGAGGUGUUUGGUACAGAUUUGAGCCCCUCUCGAUACAUUUGCUGGCUGUACUAAAUAAUCAUAAGCUCUGCUGGAUUGCUGUUCACAUCCAUGAACUGAAACAGUAGAUGGAUUGGUUUUCUUACAGUGAUAGAACCAGAAGAGUUGUCAGUAUUUUCAAUUAAACGCAAACUUCAGCAACAGAAGGUUUGUAUUAAUUCAUCAUGGAAAAAAAAAAUACAUAAAGCAGAACUUUAACAGCUUUUUAAUCUAAAACACACUUUUAUUCCAAAAGCUUCAUGUUAGCCUUCUCAGAAAGGUCCAUAGACUAUGAGCUACCAGAACGUACCAGAUCUCACUCAUGCUUGCCCAUUACCAACCCUGAAAGUUUGCUUGUCCUUUAAGAAAAAUGUAAUGUUGUGAAAUUCCUUCCAGUAGUGCCACUGUAUUUUGUCUCCAAAUAAAAGAAGCUUAUUGUAGUAUGUUUGCAGAAAAAUUCUAAACAAAAAUUAUACAGCUUAUUAGAGUGUGGGAAUAGGGAUCUAAAUUUUAAAUAAAAUUAUAUAUAUAUAUAAAUUGGUGCUGAUUUUAUAAUUGCGCAGUUUGUUUAGUUUUUUCUUACUUUUAAAUUCCAACUUAAAAUUAUGAGGUUUCAGAAAUAUAUUGAAAGUUUAACAAUGUUUAAAAAUAGAAGAGCAUGAGAAUUCAUGCUUUAAAAAUGAUUUUUAAAUUUGUAUUUUAUAUUGUUUUAUCUAUCUGUCUUUGCAAGCAGUCUUCAGGUUAAAGAUACUUCUAACAGGUUACAGUACAUUUCCUCUGUAUGUAAAUUAGAUUGGAUAAUAGAAAUUCAUAAACAACCCAUAAUAUUCUUUGAAAGCUAAGCUUUAAACUUCGUUUUGUGUCCAUUCACAAAUAAAUUAAAUUUGGUCUAAAACAGAAAGUGGAUUUAUGCCAUUUUGACAUCGACUCAUUUUGCAAGGCUUAGGCAGCUAGACAUCAUUUUAAAGGAAAUAUUAACUUAUAUUACAUAUGUAUAUUUUUUGUCAGUUGUCUCUCAGUUCUUGAGGUAUAUUAUUUUAAUCAUUCCAUGCCUUAAUACGCUUGCAAUACAAGAAUCUCCCCAAAUGGGUGAAUACAAAAAAAGGCUUCCUGUUUUUAGACUCAGAAAUUAAACAUUCGGCUGUGGUAGCCAAAAACCAUAGAUUAUCUAAAGGAUCAUGAUAAAAUAUAAUUAUUUUACUAAGUCAUGGGGUAACAACAAACUCAAAACUAGAUCUGCCUAACUCAUUUUACAUAAAUAAAUACUCUCAUGUCUAAAAGUACUGCCUAUAUUGUUUUUCACACCACUGCAUUUAAUAGAACUGCUGAGAGGACUGUAUAUAUGAUUUUAAACCUAAGUUGAUUUUUCUUACUCUUGAAGGAGUGUUUCUUUGUGAAAGCAGUUCUUACAGCUUUGUUUUCAACCAGCUAAAAAUGUUUUAUAUAUUUACCUUAACCUGUUGUCCUCCACAUUCUAUUGUCCUAAUUGUACUGUUUUCUGAUUUGUAUUUAUGUCUUGAGACAGUAACUUUUUGAAUAAAAAUAAACCUACAGUAUGUUGUA